AUGAGAGACAGAGAGAGGAGACGAUAGAGGAGAGGGACGCCCGCCUUGAUCGUGAGGAGGAGGCACGGUUGCAGUCUAUGCCGAGGUGAGAGGGGAGAGAGGCAUACGAGGCCGAGCAGCGCAGGUUGAGGGAGUUGGAGACCAGCGGAUCACGGCCUGCUGGUGGAUCGCAGAUGGACAGUGGUGGACCGCCCGUUGGUGUGCAGAGCGAUCGUGGCGUCGUUGGUGACACUGAAGGCCGGCUGCAUGGAGAUGACGGUGCUGAGGACGCAGGAGUGGAUAGCUCUCAGGACGGCGACGGGAGAGAGGUCACAGGCGAGGAUACCAUCGAAAGAGUCAUCGUUGGCCUUUGCGCGGCAGAUGUGGAGGGUGGAUUGCAGGGAGUCCAUGGCACUUCACAGAUGGGGGAUGUUGUUGUAGAGGAGGAGGCAGGGUUCUGCACUGACCGUGAGCGCAAUGACAGUGGUGCAGGACACAGUCCUGUCAUGGAGGGUGGGGUCCACGUUCGCGAGGAGGCAUGGUCGUCCCCACCGCGGGACGUAGAGGGAGACAUGUCCCUCGCGUUGAUUGUGAGGCCCCCGUCGGCUUUUUACGCCGAUGAGGGCCACACGGGUUGCCGGAUGGACGAGAGGCCAGGGGAGUCCACUCCACCCUCUCUUGAUCAAGAGGAGUUGGAGCGCGUGGGGAUGGAGGACCCUUACGAUCACACGGGUCGGGGAACUGUAUGCCCCACCCAAAGUAUGCCUCUGCCUGCCCCAUACUCUAAUCUGCCCCUGCUGAGGUUUGAAAGCUCCCCUCCCCCCCAAAGUAUGCCUCUGCCUGCCCCAUACUCUAAUCUGCCCCCGCUGAGGUUUGAAGUCUCCCUAAGAGUAUCCCACACAGAUCUGCUCAUACCCCCUUUAGGGCUUCACUACCCACCUUGUGCAGCCCCUGCAGAGCAGAGCUCACCCUCCCCGUCAAACCAGCCUACCCAUUUUCGAAUGAUAAUCUCAAAGACUAACAGCAGACAUGUUCUUCCAUUUGGCGGUGAGACACGGAAGAUGGGCUGUUAGGAGUGAAGCGCCCUUUCCCCAUUUUAGGGAUAGAUUCAGCAACACUGAUUUGGACACGGUGGAACUCAGGCAAAUGGGCGUACAUAUACUGGCUCUGCGACCAGGUGCAGGAUGACCAUGGCCUUGGCUUCUGCUCAGCAUCUAUUGCAAACGUGUGGGAGGGUGCUGGCCUGGUUCAUUGCCCUCUCCACCUAUUUAUUAGCCAAGACAGCCUCAUGAGUACCGGGCUGAUUGGUUGGCCAUGAUGAGAUUGAUGGGGAACUUUGUGUAUUUGCUUUCCUUCAUUACUGGGUUUGGAUUUUUUGUUACAUUGCCGGCAUUUCCGUU
Messenger RNA from Chara braunii, 1379 nucleotides. The record is from the annotation of a GenBank genome assembly. Lineage: Eukaryota; Viridiplantae; Streptophyta; Charophyceae; Charales; Characeae.